Molecule: messenger RNA, 2794 nt
Organism: Phacochoerus africanus (Common warthog)
Lineage: Eukaryota; Metazoa; Chordata; Mammalia; Artiodactyla; Suidae
Gene: ARL16
Product: ADP ribosylation factor like GTPase 16
Exons: 5
Coding region: 16-537 (173 amino acids)
Molecular function (GO): GTP binding; GTPase activity
Source: RefSeq, a predicted model, not a curated record
ACCCAGAGGGGAGGGAUGUGCCUACUGCUAGGGGCCACGGGUGUGGGGAAGACGCUGUUAGUGAAACGCCUACAGCAGCUGAGCAGCCGGGAUGGCAAGGGCGACCUGGGCGAUCCUCCUCCGACGCGGCCCACGGUGGGCACCAACCUGACGGACAUCGUGGCCCAGAGAAAGAUCACCAUCAGGGAGCUGGGCGGCUGCAUGAGCCCCAUCUGGUCCAGUUACUAUGGAACCUGUCGUUCUCUCCUGUUCAUGCUGGACGCCUCCAACCCCACCCAGCUCUCUGCAUCCUGUGCGCAGCUCCUGGGCCUCCUUUCAGCAGAACAGCUUGCAGAAGCAUCAGUGCUGAUACUCUUCAACAAAAUAGACCUGCCCUGUUACGUGACGGUGGAGGAGAUGAAGUCACUGAUCAGGCUCCCAGACCUCCUCGCUUGCGCCAAACAGAACAUCUCCACGGUGGAAAUCAGUGCCCGGAAAGGCACCGGCGUGUCUGAAGUGCUGCGCUGGCUCCAGGACCCCCACAGGACCAACAGCUGACUGCAGGGCGGAAGCGUGGCUGGCCUGCCGUGCGGCAGGAAAGCAGAGGUGGCGCUGUUCAGCCCCUGGCCAUUGGCUGCUUUCAUCAGGGUAGGGUAACGCAGCACAAGCCCUAGAAGAUGGGAUUCUCUCCUGAGUUGCAGUGAUGGGUCACCCGAGGCACCCAGGUUACAGAAAGCCCUGACGUCGGCCCUCUGGUGGCAGGGCUGGGAGAGGACAGGUCUGCCGGGUGGCUUGUGUCUGGCCGCCAUCCUGGCAUGGUUCUACUGGGAUUUGUCCUGUUCCUCCCAGGAGAUCUGCUCUCUCAACUUGGGUUCAGGCUCCAACCUGUUGAGUUUCUGAUACACAGAUGCUGGGACUCCCCCCACAAGAUGACACGAGGUACACGAAUGCAGUUGAGUAGGAAGAACUACCAGGCGUAGGAUUAGGCAUUGUAAACACUGUAAAUAACCAGAGGGGCCUGGACAGCAGGGUAGGCCAGGGUGGGGAGCCCCCGCAGGAACACGGGCACGCUGGGGCGUUCCUGGCCAGGCCUUCGGGCCGCAGUUCCUCGUGUCCCACUGCAUCCUUUCACCUCAGCUCAGGGAGACCUUGGGAAGCCAUCUGUGCAUUGGGGCACUCGUGUUCUGGGCCCUGUGACAUAACCGCGAACCUGGCUUGCAUACGUCCUGGUCACAGCACUGGAAACCAGAAUCUCAAAGUCAGCAAGGUUGGUUCCUUUCGAGGCUCCAUUCCUUGCCUUCUGGCUUCUCGUGGCUGUCAGUGGUGCUGGGUGUCUUGGCUUGUGGCCGGGCUGGAUUCCCUGCUUCUGUCUCCACGGGGUCUUCUCUCGUGAGGAAGAGCUGGGGCCCACUCCAAACCUGCGGUGGUCUCAUCGCAAGCUCCACAGUCCCGCGUGCAGAGAGACCUUUUCCCAGAUGAGGUCACCUCUGCACGUUCCAGAGGUCACGGCUUGGAUGCUCCUCUUGGGGCCAGGACCAAAGCCCCGGUGGUCAGGUCAGAAACCAGCUUGAGUGUGGCGGUGAAUUCCUCCAGCAGCGUCCUCUGUCGCAGCUGGUUGUCUGGCUCAUCAGGCCAUGAAAGACCACCAGCCCAGGCCCUUGGCCAUCAGGGGGUUUCCAGUCUGUUCCUACAGAGGUAAAUGGCACCCCGAGAAAGCUCACACGUCCCACGAGGCAAUGUGGGCCCAGGCCUUGUUCCCCCAGUUCAAUGCUACCCCUCAGGUUCUCUACUGGGUUCAAGCUGGACACAGCCUGUGCCACCUUUUUUUUUUUUUGCUUUUUAGGGCUGCACUCGCGGCACAUGGAGAUUACCAGGCUAGGGGGGGUCCAAUCGGAGCUGCAGCUGCUGGCCACGGCCACAGCCACAGCCACACAGGAUCUGAGCCACAUCUGUAGUUCCUAUACUGCAGUUCCUGGCAACGCCAGAUCCUUAACCCACUGAGCAAGGCCAGGGAUCAAACCCACAACCUCAAGGUUCCUAGUCGGAUUUGGUUCCACUGCGACAAGGGGAAUCCCGUGUGCCCCCUUCUCAGGCAGACCGCGUAGGUGCCGAUGGGUCCGUGGAGACUUUGCAGGACCCACGGUGACGGACUGGCAGACGUCCCCCAACCUCAGGGCACCCAGGAGAGCCUGGCAAGUCCUUGCAGUGUCAGCCAGGUGCAAGUUCACCUUCUGGCGCGGCACAGGUGGCUCCGAAAGAAGCCUUUCAGCCUCGGCUGAAUCUAGGUUUCCAAGCAAUGGAGAGUGACACCUGGGACCGUGGUUUACCCAGAAAGCAGAGUCUCAAGCAGGGGAGGAGACUGCCUCCUCCCCACCGGCCCGACGUCCGGAACAGGCCACCUUGAGUUGACAGCCUCAGGGAUGAACAAGCAGGCUCCGGGCCGGUCAGCACAGCCUGUGACUGUGUCCAGUGGGGUGGACACCUCGACCCUGCUGUCGGCGUCCUCUGCUGUUUGUGGGGGUCUGCUCUGGGUCUGGGCCUCGUGACUGCCAGGGUCCAGAUAAAGAAGGGGCAGGAGUUCCCGUCCUGGCUCAGUAGAGAUGAAUCUGACUAGGAACCAUGAGGACGCAGCUUCAAUCCCUGGCCUCGCUCAGGGGGUUAAGGAGCCGGCGUUGCCAGGAGCUGUGGUGUAGGUCACAGACAUGGCUUGGAUCCCAAGCUGCUGGCUCUGUGGUGAAGGCCAGCAGCUGUAGCUCCGAGGCAACCCCUAGCCUGGGAACGUACACAUGCCACGGGUGCGGACAUAACAAGCACA